Pelobates cultripes (western spadefoot toad) is the source of this 3882-nucleotide messenger RNA. The record is from the annotation of a GenBank genome assembly. NCBI's taxonomy places the organism in Eukaryota, Metazoa, Chordata, Amphibia, Anura, Pelobatidae.
GGGAAUUAAACAGGAAGAUGCAGUAAAGGGAGUGGGAGCAGAUCUGGUUGCUGGGGUGAAGCAAGGUGCAAGCUAGAUGGCUACAUAAAGGGGUGCAAGUUUGGGAAAAGAGCAAGAGCAAGGUAGGGUACAGAGCAGGCUGAGUAGACAGAUUUAGGAAGCAGAUGAAAGAGAGACCUUGACAACAAAGAAAAACAGAGCUGACUGGAAACACAGUGAGGAGGGAACGCAGACAGAACACAGAGAUAAGAACAAGCAUUAGAGGAGAAACUUUGGACAAAUUAUGUAUUUUAAUACCAGUACAGAAAUACAGCCAGCAUUACAGAGACAUAGCUUAAUAUAGAAACAAGGCAAACACUGAGAGACAUAGACUACUGCAGAAACACAGCAAACGUACAGGAAAAAAAGCCAUCACACAAAGAUUGAUACAGAAAGUUAGUGAGUAUACUGUCGGUUGCCAUGUCUGCCUAUGAGGGCCUGUCUUCCCGUCUGAGGACGGCACUGUGUGUAUCAGGGGGCAGUAUGGAUCUGGAUGUACUUGGGCGAACUUUGGGACUUAACUCUGAGCAGCUGACAAGGUUGGUGGAGGAGGAAGAGGGGCGCAGCAUUAGGAUCAGGGAGCAGGAGGGCAAGCGAGUGGCUGUGUAUCAAAGUGAGCUGCGAGUGUGCUCUGAGCGUACAAGAAAAUGUGCUGGGGACUGCGGGAAACUGCACCUCUGCCGCUAUUUCAUCAUGGGGAGCUGUACCAGGUAAGCCAGGAAACCCUGUGCCAGAGUUAUUCCCUAAAAUGGAAAUUGUCAGGAAUUCAAGUAAUUAUUCCCAAAUCUGCUAUGUUGGCCUAAAAAUUCAAUUUGCAGCUCAGACAUUUCACACUUUAGUGAAUAAUUCUUUAUGUUAGCCAAUUAUGGUUAAUUUUCAUAUUUUUGUAGUUAAAGGACCACUAUAGUCACCCAGACCACUUCAGCUCAAUGAAGUAGUCUGGGUGCCAGGUCCCUCAGGUUUUAACCCUUCAGAUGUAAACGCUAUGUUUACAUUGCAGGGUUAAUUAAGCCUCUAGUGGCUGUCUUCCUGACAGCCGCUAUAGGCGACGCUGAUUGUGCAAAUCUCAUUCAGCGUGCAGAACGUCCAUAGGAAAGCAUUGUUUUUAAUGCCCGCACGGCUCUGGUCGCACAUGCGCAUUUCGCUCCACUCAGGAGCCGACGUCGGAGUGGGAGGAGAGGUCACCAGCACAGAGGGAGCCCAGCGCUGGAUAAAGGUAAGUAGCUGAAGGGUGCCCUGAGUGUGGGGGGGACCUAAGGGUUAUAUAGUGUCAGGAAAACUAGUUUGUUUUCCUGACACUAUAGUGAUCCUUUAAAGCCACUAUAGAGCAAGAAGCACUUAGAGCAAGGUUUAUUUAAAGUGGCACUGUCACCUUCUGGGGACUUUGCAUCCAGAGAUCCCUAUUCCCUUGCAGCCAUCACUGGUCACGGAUAGGGGAUUGACACUUCUUGACGACGGUAGCUACGCCCAGUGUCUAGAAGUGUCAAUGGUAGGGGAAAUACUGAGACAAAGUCCUUACUUUGUUUCAGUAUAUCUUUUGAAUUGAAUUGAAAUAUCAGUGAAAUUGCUGGGUAAUAAAAAAUAACUGCAAAAAAGGGUACCAAAAUACUACUAAUAGCCAGAAUGGAACCAGGAUCCUCUGUCCUCUUGGUAGAUAAGGCUAAUAUAAAUGGGAGUAUCUUGCAUCAGGUGAUCACUACAGUCUCCCCGUCACCACCCAAAAAACCUGUGCAGACAAUCACAUGAUGACCUUAUAUUAAAGGGACACUGUAGGCACCAAGACCACUUCAGCUCAUUGAAGUGGUCUGAGUGCUGUGUCCCAGAGAAACUGCAAUGUUUACAUUGCAGCUCUAAGUCUGACCUCAGUGACUGUCUACCAGACAGCCACUAGAGGGCUUCCGGAAUCCAAACAGACUUUUGGUCUGUAAUCUGACGCUGGACGUCCUUACACCCUGCAUGAGGACCUCCAGCAUCAGAUUUUUCCCUUAGGAAAGCAUUGAAUAAUGCUGUCCCAUGGGGAGGUCUAAUGCAAGCGCGGCUAUUGGUAUAAGGUCUCCCACGACGGCUGACGUUCAACUGUUAUCAGCCUUUCAAUACCAUCAAAUAUUUGGACGAAACUGAAACUACUAACAUAGAAGUGGAAUUUCCCCAUUAGCAAUACCAUAAGCUGGGCCUUGGCUGGAAUUGCCUAUGGGACCCUCUGUUUGGUCAUAUCUCUUGAAAAACGGAGUGGCACAAAACUGAGGAAGAGAGUUUGCAACCUAUGACUACCAUAACCACUAUAAUGGCAUGUGGCAUGUAAUAGUUCUGACAUAUUAUGCUUAGACUGUUCCUUUAAUUAGUAAUUUUAUCCUGGCCCUCAGUAUAGUUAGAUUCUUCAUUUCUAUGUGUUCUGUUUAUUUUUAUUUAUUUACUUUCUUAUUCAAAUUUAAGGCCAAAAUAGCUGAAUUGAUAAAAUUCUCCAAGUCAGCCAAACUUCCAGUUUGGUUAUUUUGGGCUAAAAUUUGAAAUUCACUUGGAAUUCACCAUUUCAGACAAGUCUUCAGUAAAUAAACCUGUUGGUAUAUAACUGGAUUGGAUUUUCAUUAAUUUCAGCUCUUAUACCCAAUUCUCAAAAUUCAUCUGUACAUUCAGAGCCACUAAAGUGCAUAAUAUAUAUGUUAAAAUUAGCUAAAUAUGUUAACUAAUUUGAGUAUAAUAUUUGCAUCAUUUCUUUCCAGUAUGCCUUUAUUUGUUUGUGAUUAUUUACUUGUAUGUAUUAAUAAUAAUUUGAAAAAAAAAAUGUUUCCAAUACUAAUUUUUUUAUAUGGUAUUACUUUGGAAUGUCCACUUCUUAUUUACUGUGUGUUUUUUUUAAAUUUUUUUAUUUAAAGUAGUGACAGAUUUAAUGCUUUGUUACCAUCGAAAUGGAAAGUAAAUAAAAAAAAAACCAAAAACUGCUUUUAGCUUUUGCUCGUUGACGAGACACUACAUUUAAUUUAAAGUUUUAAUCUUUAACAAAAGUAUUAAUUAAAAUAAAGAUGCAUUUUGCAGUGGUUUAUAAACAGUAUCCUUGUUUUGUCCUUUGGAUCUCAAUACAUUCACCGAUUCGUGACCCUACAUUGUGAAGCCUGUGGCUCUUUUUAUAACAUAUACUUUUUAUAAUCAGUAUAAAGAUGACAUUUUACGUUGACUGCAAGAUCACAGCCAAUAAGGGUUAAAAUGUCUGCAGACAUCAUCAGCAUUAAUUCCCUGUAUUGUCCCUGUUUGAUGAGUCACAUGUGCUAAUUUCACUGUCGCGUUUUACACAAAUCCCAUAUAAGGAACCUAGUUAGUUUAGUUUCAUGUCUAUCAAUUACCCGUAGCAAUGUGAUAAUGACAUUAUCAGUGCAGAAAGCGUAGAGGGCAGUGUGCCUACAUCCCUGAAACAUAAAGGCUCCAAAACAGGCAGAUAUGCAAAACCCAAAGCAUUUUUUUUUUUUUUUAAUCUUGGCUUCUCUUUAAGUAUCUCUUAAGUAUUUCUUUCCUGGGAAUAACUGUGUUGAUGUUGUCAUUGGUCACAGUAGCCUCAUUGGAAAUGCCGUUGUUCUCUGGUGUUCUUCAGGUCCCCAUGUAAAUUUAAUCACAGUGUUCAGACACCUCACAACUUUCAAGUUCUACGGCAGCAUCAGCUGGAAGCACUGGGCACGAAGGUAUUACAACAGCUUCUGUUACAGAAUGACCCAAGUCUGCUGCCUGAUGUAAGUAUGAGAUGUGGAUCGUAGGUAAUGUGAAGGUACUUUCAAUGAAAUUGUAAAGAGACAGUAUUGUUUCAUGAUUAGAAUGUGUACAGUGGAUCUGUCACCUUUUGGAAUCUAAUAAAGG